This is a messenger RNA of Diatraea saccharalis (sugarcane borer), 2437 nucleotides long. NCBI's taxonomy places the organism in Eukaryota, Metazoa, Arthropoda, Insecta, Lepidoptera, Crambidae. The record is from the annotation of a GenBank genome assembly.
AAUGGUUGGCGAAAAUGCGAAUUAUUUACGUUUCAGUAGUUCCAUAACCGGAAUAAUAUCUUUUAUAUAUUCUAAAGAAUGUUUUCUACCAUAUGUAACUAAAAAUAAAAGUGAAAUGUACUUUUCAGGACAUAAAAAUUUUUGGAAGUUAACGUGUCAAAUAAUACCCAAUGGCAAGGAUAGGGUUAAAAUAAAUGAGUUACAGAAUACAAAAACCGCGCUAUGACCGUUUGUCCAUAGAGCUCUGUGUACAAUUAAUUUCAGUUCUACAAGUCAUUAAAACUUUUUAUAAAAAGUAGAACCGACUCCAAACUUUAAAUAAGUGAUAAAUUAUACUUUUCUCAAAACCAACUUAUUCAAGAAAUAUACAUCAAAGAGUAAAGUAUACAUAGGUACUUGUUGAACAAGCUGAAAUGGGCCAUGUCAUAACAUAUCAUCUUAUUAUUUAGGUAAUAUCUGUUGGAAAGCGUAAUUUGUUUUGUUAUAAAAGGAAAACUACUUAUUCGAUUUCGAUGAAAUUUCCACCUCGAUCCAUCAAGCUAUCGAAUAAAAAAGAAUUUUGGAAAUCGGUCAACAGUUGAAGAAAAUAUCAGUGAACAUAUAUACAUAAAAAACAUAUAUCGCUGUCGAACAUAUAACCUUUUCGAUUUUGAAGUCGAUUGUAAAUGAGCUAGAAACGUUUGUCAGCAUUGUUGUGUGUUAGCACAAUAUAAUAACAUGUACAAACUUUUAACUUAUUAUACAAACUUAUCAUUAAUGAGUCCUGAGAAAAUUGAAAAAACUUAAGUUUUUGCCAAUUAAUAAACAUUAAAAUAAAACAAAUUAUCUCCAAUAUGAAGAUAACAGACGUUAAGUGGAUAAUAACAGUGCCAUCAAUACAUAUUACGACUUGUUUUUAAAUUACCCGCUGCAGUAUACUUUUCAAUCUUAAACAUUAAAGAUGUUGCUCUUAACAUUGCUACUGUUCUUUAUUUUUAUAUUGAUAUUCGUUUAUUUCAUCACACAUUAUAAUGAGAGUUAUUGGCAAAAACGAGGAGUGAUUUUCGAUAAAGGAAAUGUGAUUGGACCUUUUUCUGAAGUUUUUGGUGGCAAACGGACGUUAUUCGAAACAUUCGGUGAUAUGUACAAGAAAUAUGCUAAUGAACCUGCCGUAGGGUUCAAUUUACUAUUCACGCCUGCGAUAUUUGUGAUCGACCCAAAUAAUGUCCGCUACGUGAUGCAGGGUCAUAUGUUCAUUGAUAGAGGUACCGAUUACCAUAAAGAAGAUUAUCUGGCAGACAACUUACUUUUCAUGAGCAAUUCCCGGUGGAAGCUUAUGAGACAGAAAAUGUCUCCGACAUUUACAACGACAAAGUUGAGAAAUAUGUACUAUGUCAUCGAUAAGAGCUCCCAGGAUUUUAUAGAUUAUUUGCAAAAGAAUCCCAUUAAGAUAGAUAACACGUUGGACACGUUGAGUAUGCUCUGUUGUGCUGCAGUCAUAGGUACAGUAUUCGGUGUUACCAGUGAAUCCUUAUUCGAUUCGCCUUUCUUAGAUGUAGCCAAGAAAGCGUUUUAUCCAAAUUUCAAGAAUAAUUUUAAAUUUUUAAUUUCUAAUGUCUCUUCGGGAAUGUUUAGUGCACUAAAGUUAAAGUUCUUCAAAGAGCACGAGACAUUUUUCUUUGGUGCCAUAAAACAGGUGUUUAGAAAACGGGAACGGGAGGGGGCGAAGAAACAUGAUUUCGUUGAUAUAUGCCUCAAUAUUCAGAAAAAUGGUGUUAUGAAAGAUGAAGAGUCAGGUUUGCAACUGCAACCUACGGACGAGCUAUUGGCGGCGCAAGGCUUCUUUUUCUUUAUAGCUGGCGUAGAGCCUACAGCGACGAGUUUGUUUGGUGCUAUGAUUGAAAUAGGCAGGCAUUCUGAAAUUCAGAAGAGACUUCAUGAAGAGAUAGAUGCAGUUUUUGAAAAAUACAAUAACGUAUUGACUUACGACGCAAUCAUGGAAAUGGAAUAUUUGGAUAAAGUUUUAAAUGAAUCACUUCGCCUCUAUCCUCCAAUUGGUUUCUUGACAAAACGGUGCACAGAAACGACGGUUCUACCUGUGGGAAAUAUCAAAAUUGACAAAGGUACUAAGGUUUACACCCCUAUUCAUGCGUACCAUCAUGAUCCUCGAUAUUUUAAAGACCCCCACGUAUUUAACCCUGAAAGAUUUUCUGACGAAGCGAAGAAAAAUUUCGGUAUAAUCUAUCAGCCAUUUGGAUAUGGGAGCAGGAUAUGCCUCGGUAUGCGAUACGCAAGAUUGCAGGCGAAGAGUGGAUUAGCUCACAUACUUCGAAAUUUUGAUCUCACAACCUGUAUAGGUAAAGGAGGGAUUAAAUUUGUCAAAAACCAGAUACAAGUCCGUAUUGAUAACGUUGAAGUUUUAUACACACCCAGAACAACUAAAUGCACAUUUAAAUAA